AUGUUGAACAGGCCUUGGGAAGGUCGAUCAGUAGAGGGGUAUAAUCUGAGACUCAAGAAGUGGUUUGAGAUCUCCGCUGAUGGCAUAUCGGAUGUGAAAUGGAACCGAGAAGCAUUCCAAAGCCUUGUCAUUGAACGAAAGUCAAAAGAGUUGAUUCAAGCUUUAUUAGCCAGCCAGAUUGAUGCCGAGAAAGCAACCGAUUUGAUAUCUAGCAAAGGCAACGGCCUGAUACUACUGCUUCACGGAGGGCCUGGAACCGGAAAGACCCUUACUGCUGAGAGUGUGGCUGAAAUCGCCGAGAAGCCCCUGUACCAUGUUACCUGUGGCGAUGUGGGCAUGAAAGCAGAGCAGGUCGAAAAGUACUUGGAGUCUGUUUUGUAUCUUGGGCGAAUUUGGGGCUGUGUGGUGCUGUUAGAUGAGGCCGAUGUUUUCCUUGAGCAACGAAGCCUCGAGGAUCUGGAACGCAACGCCCUUGUGUCGGUAUUCCUGCGAGUCCUCGAGUACUACAAAGGGAUCUUAAUUCUGACCAGUAAUCGAGUCGGCACAUUUGAUGAAGCAUUCCGAUCUCGGAUCCAACUGGCACUUCAUGAUCCUAACCUGGGUCCCCAGCAACGGUUUCGUAUUUGGGCGACCUUUAUCGAAAGACUUGAUAAAUUGUCGACCGAUGAGGAAAUUGACAUUGAUGACUUGAGAGACCAUCUAGAUUAUUUGAAAGAUGAGAAGAUGAACGGAAGACAAAUCAGGAACGUGAUUACGACCGCUCGGCAGUAUGCGAAGUGGAAGAAGGAACCUCUCACGUAUCAGUAUCUCAAAGACGUGAUCGAGAUAUCUGGACGAUUUGAUGGCUACCUUAAUAAGCUCCAUGGAGGGUUCUCGAACGAUGAGAUUGCACAGCACGACGGACUAUGA
Messenger RNA from Penicillium subrubescens, 909 nucleotides. RefSeq lists its product as uncharacterized. The transcript is spliced from 2 exons. Bases 1 to 909 code for a protein of 302 amino acids. NCBI's taxonomy places the organism in Eukaryota, Fungi, Ascomycota, Eurotiomycetes, Eurotiales, Aspergillaceae. The record is from RefSeq and is a predicted model, not a curated record. Gene Ontology annotation, molecular function: ATP binding; ATP hydrolysis activity.